AUUUAUUCAACAUGAAGCUUGAAGGAUUAUAUAUAGUAUGCUUAUUGCUUGCAAUCGCCAGUGGAAGGGUUUUGGAAAAAAAACCCUCGAAACUGAACAGCAAAUCUCCUAUUAUACUUAGACAAGAUGUAGAAGAAUACAGCGAUAGUGAAAAUGCUGUAGAUGCAAAUAUAUCAGAAUCAAACGCCGUUGAUGAUUCAGAUACCAGUGAAAUAGUGAACUGCUAUGAAGUCAAUUGCAAUGAAGCCAGUAACGCAAAUGCCGACGAAGAAACUAAUUCUGAAAACAAUGAGGUAUUACAAGAAAUCAACCAAGUUCCACAAGAAGUCAUAAGUGAAGCGCCUGUCGUGAACGUCGAUGAUGCAAACCCAAUAAAUCGAUACUGUAAAUGUACAACUUAUGAAUGCAACUGCUGUCGGGAUUUUCUUCUUCCGCUUGUUCCGGUCAAAGGACCCGGAUGUGCAACAAUUCAAUACUUGGAUGGUAAUCGCAUGUCCAUUGGUGUUAAAUUUGGGGACAGAGUGCUAGCAAACCGUGUAAUAUCGGGUCGUAAAGCAACUCCAGUGUGUAUGCCAUUACCAGGAGGAUUUAAUCGAUUCUGUGGACGAAUAUAUGGUAUUAGUCGACGCGCUGAUGAUCAUUUUAAGGCAUGUCUGGGGUUAGAAUUACGUGCUGAUAAUGAAAUUGAAGCCGUGCUGCGGGUGUCAUGUUUCAAAUUUGGACCACGUGGCCUUUCUGUAACUGAGCCCGAGCCACUUCCACCGGUUGAGGAUAUUGACGCUGAUGACGAGGAGGAUGAAGAUGACGAUGAUGAUGAAGCUGAUGAUUUAUUAAGCUCUUUUGAUUUGGGAGAUGAUGACGAAGAUGAGGAUGACGAAGAUGAAGAUGAAGAGAUUGUCGAACAAGAUGAACCUGAAGUGCAAUCAUCAGAGCCCGGAUACACCGGCUUUAGUUUACUUGAAGGCGAUUUCUUGGGGGAUUUGCUAGGAACCAGUUAUCAGAAAAAAAAGAAGAAUAGUUCUACGAAAAGUGAUCUGAAUCAACUGAAUAGUAAAAAUAAUAAUAAAAAGUCCCCUCUUAAGCAAUCUCCGAUGACAAUAUCGAAAGUUAACAGCAGAAAUGUUACAAUUUCAAAAACUAAACACAAAGAUGAUGCUUCUGAUGAAAUUGCUGAUAUUGUGGAGUCGAUAGUAUCUGGAGGCGAUGAUGACAGCACAGAGAAUGAUGAUGAUGAAGACAACAUUGAUGACGAAGAUGAUUCAAAAGAAACAAAAGCAGUUACAGAAGAAGCUACUAGUACUCAACCCAAGGAUAGAGACGAAGAAGAUGAUGACGAAGAAGAUGAGAGCGAAGAAAACGAAGCCAUCGAUGAAGAACAGGAUGCAGAUAGCAAACAACCCCAAAACCCGAAUUAUGGAUUCAAUUGGAAAAAUUUCACUAGACUAUUUAGGAUACUGUAGAAAAAUUUGAACUCCGGAAUGAAAGUUCAAAAUUGUUUUAAACAAAAAUCACAAAGAACAUGAAAAGGGUCUGACUUGUAAAUCUGUUCGAUAUAUUACUAACGUUCUAUUUAUUUAAUUUAUUGUUAUUUAUGAUAGGUUUUACUAGUAAUAAGCAAAACAAUUAAAUGAACGAAUUAAA
Molecule: messenger RNA, 1641 nt
Organism: Wyeomyia smithii (pitcher-plant mosquito)
Lineage: Eukaryota; Metazoa; Arthropoda; Insecta; Diptera; Culicidae
Exons: 5
Coding region: 12-1460 (482 amino acids)
Source: RefSeq, a predicted model, not a curated record